Molecule: messenger RNA, 648 nt
Organism: Colletotrichum truncatum
Lineage: Eukaryota; Fungi; Ascomycota; Sordariomycetes; Glomerellales; Glomerellaceae
Source: RefSeq, a predicted model, not a curated record
AUGUCUCUCUUUGAAAGCCAGCAGCGCGAGAUGCGUUUGCGAGGUAUUGCCCAUUCCGUUGCCCAUUCCCCCAGCCGUGAUACCAUGGACAGAGAAGUAGCUGCCAUGAAGUUGCGGUCUGACCAGAUCGCUCUGGAGUCGGAGCGAAAACUGGCUCAGAUCAAAGACCUUUUGGCUAGUUGGCCUUCCCCUAAGCCCCAUGAGAAGAGUUAUGACGAGUCCUACACAGAGCCGACUCCUGUCACCAUUUCCGACUUUGAUUCGACGAUCGACCCCCCCGACGCUCACUACUCCUGGACUCCUUCAGAGGUCCAAACUCACGCUCUCACUUCGGCCGUUCCCUCUGCUGUUGCUGAGUGGAACUCCUCCACGACUGCAUCUUCGUCUCUUUCGCCCGAUGUCUCUCGAUCUUCCGCAUCUCCGGUUCCUCCUCUAUCGCCCAAUUCGAUCCAGGUGCUGCAGAAGUUCGCUCGCUCCGCUGCCACCUCUAUCUUAUCCAAAUAUGGCGAACAGCUCCCUCCCGACUGGGUUCCUCCUUCGUUCGCUGAUCCGGUUCCGCCUGCGCCCUCUCCGGUCCCCAUAUCAGCUCCUCGGAUCGUCCGUCGGGUCAAGAUCCGUAGACAUGGGCAUCGUUCUCAGCUUCGCUAA